AUGCCAAAAGGAGUUCAGCGCGAUGAGACCAAGUUUUGUGAGUUUCACAACGACAAAGGACAUACAACUGAAAAAUGUUUCGCGCUCAAAAAUACUAUUGAGGCACUCAUAAGAGAGGGAAAACUCCAGGAAUUCGUCUCCAGCUACAGGGAAUACAAGACGCAAAGAAGACGCGAUAGAAGCCCAGAUCGCGACCCGAACCCUAAUGAACAAAGGGCACAUCCCAGGAGAAACUAUAACCCAGCUCGUAACAAAGAUCGAAGAAAUGACAGAGAGGCUUCAACUGACAGACGUCAAGGGACUCCACCGCGAAACAGACAGCAAAUCGCGCAACAACAACGCGAUGGACUACCAAAUAACGCGGCAGGAGUUUUAGCCACUAUCGCCGGAGGAUCAGCGGGAGGAGGUGCGACUAAAUCUCAACGCAAAAAACAUUUAAAAUCAGUAAUGACAGUGCACGAUCAUGCUCGCCCUUCCACUUCUCGCGAUCAAAGACAGGCCAUAAGUUUUGACGAUGAUGACUAUGGCGACAUCCUCCCAGACCAUGAUGACCCACUGGUAAUCUCAGCUUGCAUGGCUAAUCUCCAGGUAAAACGUAUUAUGAUUGAUAAUGGUAGUUCAGCUGAUAUUAUUUUCUGGGAUGCUUUUCGUGCAAUGCACAUCCCAGAGGAACAUCUACUUCAUGGAUGUUCGGACUUAAUUGGCUUCGCUGGGAAAUGCGUACAACCCAAAGGCACCAUUGAGAUGUGGGUAACCUUUGGAAUCAUGCCUCUGGCUCGAACUAUCAAAGUACGAUUUUAUGUGGUUGAGUACGCGUCUGCAUAUAACAUCAUUCUAGGAAGACCAACCAUUGUCGUGCUAAAGGCAAUCAUCACUAUGCCCCACCUUCUAAUGAAAUUUCGUGACAAAUCUAGCCCGGUAGUUGCUAUUAGGGGCGACCAAAAAACAGUGCGUAGCUGUUAUAAUACCAGCUUACGAGCUAAAAUUCCAAUACAGCCAGAUGACAAAGUUAAAGCGUCAGUCAAUAUGACUGGUCUUGAUAUGUGCGAAGAUCUGCGCGAUACACGUCCUCAACCAGAUGGGGAAUGUAAGAACCCGCACCGUUAA
Gastrolobium bilobum is the source of this 1107-nucleotide messenger RNA. RefSeq lists its product as uncharacterized. The transcript has a single exon. Lineage: Eukaryota; Viridiplantae; Streptophyta; Magnoliopsida; Fabales; Fabaceae. The record is from RefSeq and is a predicted model, not a curated record. Bases 1 to 1107 code for a protein of 368 amino acids.